This is a messenger RNA of Temnothorax curvispinosus, 1580 nucleotides long. RefSeq names its product probable glutamate receptor. The annotation marks the transcript as partial. Gene Ontology annotation, molecular function: glutamate-gated receptor activity. NCBI's taxonomy places the organism in Eukaryota, Metazoa, Arthropoda, Insecta, Hymenoptera, Formicidae. Gene Ontology annotation, cellular component: membrane. The transcript is spliced from 7 exons. The record is from RefSeq and is a predicted model, not a curated record.
AUUUGAACAUGACGACAUUGGUGCAUACGUGGUCGCGCGAAUUCUCACGGCACCAAGUCAUGACCGUGACCAUAACUUUCUCGGAUCUGACAAGUGAGUACAACAAGUACGGGAAAAAUGUCACGCGGCCGUUGUUUGUCGUUCUCCUCGACACCGAGGAGACCAUGGUCGAGUUCGCCGAGACCACGAGGAGCAUAAAGCCCAUCUCUUUUUCCUUUUGGCUCGUUAUGUUUCUUCAGCGUCCUGGAAAUCCUCUCGAGGAACACUGCAGACAUCCUACCGAUAACGUAUUCAACGUGGACUUCAGCACCCAGAUGCUGGUUCUCUGCUAUGCUCGCCCGAUUCUAGUCGAGUGGUACGCCAUUCGCGAUAAUCGCACCAGAACGUAUGACCUGGCCUUGUGGUCCCCCGAUAGAGGUUUACUUUUAAGGACGCGAAAGUCCCUCUACGCUAGAAGAAGCGACAUGUUCGGCGACGUUGUACGCGUGGCGUCUGUAAACAACUCGCCGUGGACCUCGCAGGAGAACGGUACGGUCGGCGGGUUUUUCGGUCUGUUGCUGAUAGAGCUCAGCAAAGUGAUGAACUUUACGGUGGAGAUUCUGGAUCCGGUGCAGGGAUACGGCAGCUGGAGCAAAGAGAAAAAGGUGUGGACAGGUGCGAUCGGCCAGUUGGUGGCCAACGAAGCCGAUAUCGGCAUCUCCGGAUUUGUGAUGACGACUGACAGACAAAACGUCAUCGACUAUACAAUACCAUUGAUACGCUCGCGAUACAGUCUUUAUUUUAAGGAGCCUAACACAGCCUUGGUGGAAUGGUCUUUAUACUUAAGGGCAUUCAGCUCUAUAACUUGGAUAGCUUUAUUAAUGAUAAUAAUAACAGCUUCUAUUCUAUUGACUAUCAUGAAGACAAAAGGAUACUUUUCGAUGAACUUGAUGUUCGAAAACUAUAUUAAUGUUUGGGGGAUUUAUUGCCAGCAAGGUUUGUCAGUAAUUUUGGCCAUCUAUUCCGCCUCAUAUAUCAGCAUUCUAGUGCUCUGUACGCCCAAACUGCCUUUUUCCACUCUGGAGGGUUACGUUAAAGAUGGCUCUUACAAAUUAAUUGUGUUGCAAAAUAGCGCCGAGUACGACUAUCUUAGUCAUCUCAAGGAUCCCGUUUUCUUGCAAAUGUACGAACUGCUGGAAGAAAAGCAUUUAUUACCGCUAUCAACGAUGGAGGGAUUCAAGCAACUCUGCGAGAGAAACAAGUUAGCGCUUUACACGACGGAGAUAUUUAAAGAGUUUAAAAUUAUACCGUGUAGAGUCGUAUAUAUUGAGACCGGAAGAAUCGUCAAUGCGGCGAUAGCUCUAACGAAAGGAAAUCCUUACACUGGCCUCAUGAAUUACCACUUGCGGAGAUUUCAGGUUAAUGGCGUUAUAAGCAAAUUGAAGAACAAAUAUGUUAUACGAGAUAAUCCGAGGGAGGAACUUUACGGUUGGGUCGAAUUAAACGAUGUAACGCCAGCUCUGGCAAUGGUGGCGGGCAGUAUGGUUCUGGCACUUUUUAUCUUAAUAAUCGAGAAAGUGUAUUAUUCGUCUAAAACUUGA